GAAAUGGCUCACUUGAGUUUUACCUGCAGGAUGCAAGAUGGAAAAGUUCCACGAACUCCGCUAAAACACAAACACAACGCGGUUCAAUCCCGUCAUCUAGCGGAGGACGGCGGCCUGUACAGCUCACAGACCGGCUUUCUUCUCUCUCUGCGGCGGAACGAACCGCGGACUGAGCCGCUGCGGGGUUUGAACCCGAUGCCGCGUCUCCUGCCUCCUCCUCCGGGCUUUGACACCGAGGUCUCCCCGCUCGAAGAACUCUGGGGGUAAAGCCGACAGAGAACUAUGGGUCGGUACUUCCACAGCGAGGUCCACAUCCAGAGUCCAUGGCAGCAGGUGCUGGCAGCCUUCUGGCAGCGAUACCCCAACCCCUACAGGUAACCAACCCCUACAGCGGCCACGUUCUGACCGAGGACGUCCUCUACCGCGAGGUCACCCCCAGCAACCACCUGUUGUCACGACGACUGCUGACAAAGACCAAUCGACUGCCGGGCUGGGCGGAGCGUGUCUUCCCUGCCCACCUGUCGCGGGCCGUCUACGUCCUGGAGGACUCCAUCGUGGACCCUGCCGCCAACACGCUGACCACCAAGACCUGGAACCUGAACCACAACACGCUGAUGACGGUGGUGGAGCGCUGCCUGUUCGAGGAGGACCGCAGUCGGCCGUCCUGGACCCGGCUGAGGAGGGAGGCGUGGAUCUGCUCGGCGGUCUACGGCUUGGCUCGGCCCAUCCAGGAGUUUGGUCUCGCCAGGUUCAAAAGCAACCAAGCUAAAGCCAUGAGGGGGCUGGAGUUUGCUCUGUCCAGGAUACAGAACAGGUGAGGUCACUCCUCAUCUCUGCAGCAACCAUGGUGCAUCAUUGGAGAAGCCAUUCCUACCACACCACAGGCCACGCCCACAUCCACAGAGAAACCUGCCUUCCAGCACCGAGGGGGGCGGGGCAUCCCAUCAACCUCAUCUAUGAUUGGUCGGCAUGCAAAUCAACGUGAAGACUUCGUCAUUACGUUUUACAAUAUUUUUAUACAAACGAUGCUUUUACUUUGAAGCUGAUCUUCUUAUCACGUUUUUCACUGUUGAAUUAAUUUCUGUGUUUUCAUCUCAUUUGUGGCCUCAUCAGGAAGUUAAUGGGAAUAAUUUCAUUGUUUUAGUUUUUAAUUAUCUUGAAAGAACUUCUGUAAAGAUGCAUGUUUCAUAUUCUGCUGCUCAGAUUAAACUUUAAAUUCAUGAUUCAA
Acanthochromis polyacanthus (spiny chromis) is the source of this 1228-nucleotide messenger RNA. Its product is annotated as PRELI domain-containing protein 1, mitochondrial-like. Bases 324 to 818 code for a protein of 164 amino acids. NCBI's taxonomy places the organism in Eukaryota, Metazoa, Chordata, Actinopteri, Pomacentridae. Gene Ontology annotation, cellular component: mitochondrial intermembrane space. Gene Ontology annotation, biological process: phospholipid transport. The record is from RefSeq and is a predicted model, not a curated record. The transcript is spliced from 7 exons. Gene Ontology annotation, molecular function: phosphatidic acid transfer activity.